GUCCUUGUCGCGGGAUUUGCUAAUAAAGGUCUCUGUCACACCAAGCUUUUCCUUUGCUGCGGGCCGCUUUUCCCCUCGAUUUGGUACUACCAUGACUUCGACACCACCCCACUUAGUGUGUCCAACGUCAACUCGGCAGAGCAACCCUGAUCACAAAAAGCUCCGCUCUGCAUGUGAUUCGUGCCAUCAGUGUAAGGUGAAAUGCUCAGGAGGAUCGCCGUGUUUUCGCUGCACGUCAAAAGGCCUAUACUGUCGCUACAGUUACCAGAACAGAGCUGGGAAACCCAAGGGGAGCAAAAAUCGAAGAACGUUAGAAAGGGAGCACCAGCUGCGUAUGGAACGACUCGCAGGCCAAUUGCGGAAUGGCAAUAUAGAUCUCGAGAACUCAAACCUGGACAUGCUGGAUCUGUCAACACUGUUGCCAGACUCCUGGGAACAAACUAGUACUUCACAUUUCUCUAUUCAAUCUUCUGUUCAAUCCACGCCAGAAAACCAAUGGGUCAAUUCUACAGAAUCUGACAAUGAACUACUUCCCUUGCAGGAUGACUUGGAUAUCUGGGCAAUGGGCCUCGCCCCAACUUUACAUACUCCCAGAGAUAUCACAUCACAGAGCAUUGAAGCCAUCAUGACGCCCAUGUCAUACAGCAGCCCUACAGAUUUGGGGCAAUUGAACGACUCCACCAAACCUUCAUCAUUGGGGCUCCCGUCUCCACCUUCCCGUGCUCGCCAAGACACAACGGGUGAUCCCUGCGCUUGUGUUCAGACACAGGCGGCCAACAUAUCUACUUUGCAUCAGCUUACAUGUCGUGAAAUUCCCAGCCGGUUCGACCUGGCGAUGAAUUCGAUCACAUCAGUCCUAGAGACCUGCGAGAAAUUCAUCACCUGCGACGUCUGCGAUAAGUCCUUCCCAUCAAUGCUGCUUACUCUUUCAGCCAUCGAGCUGAUCUUCAAACUAUUCGAGCAAUUUACCAAGGACAACGAGGGUUCAUUACCGUCGGAAGAGCAGCACCUUGUGUCAUGCUCUCUUGGCGAUUACAAAGUCACCAGGCAAGAGAGCCAAGCUAUUCAGAACGUUCUUAUCAAGAUGACGCUCUCAAAGGGGAAGCAAAUCCUUGACGCUUUGCAAAGUGUUGUCGGGCCUAGAGACAUUACGGAUGAGCAGGAUGAAAGUGAAUCUAAGCGGCGUGAUUCAACCGGGGACCUAGAACCAAAGUUGGGAUCCUUGUGCUCCACGGAUCAAGAGUACAUGAUCCAAUAUAUCAAACGCCGAAAUACGGUCUUGGAAGCGCUUAUAGCCGCGGUAGGCGUAUAAACAAAGAGAAUUCAACAGACUGAGAUCGAAUGACCAACUAUGAGGUCAAACGACACUUCGGCCGAGAUGCGGUCAGAAACUGGUGAUGGUUUCGAUAAGUCCCCGUCUCUUCUCUUCCCAUCGCGUAUUUCUGCCACACAUAUGACAGUUUGACAUAAACGGCUAAAUACCCAAAUGUAGUCUUAUCCAAU
This is a messenger RNA of Fusarium oxysporum Fo47, 1503 nucleotides long. RefSeq names its product C6 transcription factor GliZ2. Gene Ontology annotation, biological process: positive regulation of transcription by RNA polymerase II. Gene Ontology annotation, cellular component: nucleus. The record is from RefSeq and is a predicted model, not a curated record. The transcript is spliced from 2 exons. Gene Ontology annotation, molecular function: DNA-binding transcription factor activity, RNA polymerase II-specific; sequence-specific DNA binding; zinc ion binding. The coding region runs from base 92 to 1312 and encodes 406 amino acids. NCBI's taxonomy places the organism in Eukaryota, Fungi, Ascomycota, Sordariomycetes, Hypocreales, Nectriaceae.